Molecule: messenger RNA, 3219 nt
Organism: Symbiodinium sp. CCMP2456
Lineage: Eukaryota; Dinophyceae; Suessiales; Symbiodiniaceae
Source: the annotation of a GenBank genome assembly
AUGCCUGUAUCAAACAUCAUUGAGGGUUUUGGCAAUGUAUCACUGUACAUCACCGCCGGCAUCGAGAGUCAAGCACAACAUGGGUUCACUCAAGGUGAGGAGAUACGAGCAAGAGAUUUCGUGAAACGCCUGGACAGCAACAAGUCGAUCCCAUAUGCUUUCAGACAAUGUCAUCUCAGUCCAAGCUGCGAUGAAGACGUAGCAAACACGGUUGGCAUCCCAAAGUUCUUGAGCGAGACUGCGCGAGAGCUUUUCCUUGCGAUCGGCAUCUCCCCAGGCUCCUUUCCCUUACACAGCCACGAUCGGACGUGGGCAUUACUACUCGCCGGAAGCAAGGAGUGGCUCGCCAUGCCGCCAGGCAAGCUCCCGCUCCGUCCCUACCUUAUUCAUGACCAAGCGGCAUUGAAGAGAGCUGGUUUUCGAUACUGCUUGCAACAUGCUGGGGAAUAUGUAUUUUUACCGCGAGGUUGGUGGCAUGCAGUUUUUGUUCAAAGUAACUGGAGCUUGACCGUCGGCGGUCAGGGAACCUCCAGAGGCUUGGUGUUCAGCGCGUGCCGGGGAGACCUUGCAGCCUUCAGAAGCAGCCGGACGCAUCAGUUGGACGAGAUGGACGCAAACGGAAUUAGCAUCGCUGGACAUGCAUCCAGAGCCGGUCACACUGCACUGCUUGCAGCAUUUCGGGAAAGAGGCGCAAAUCUACACUCUCAAGAUGCAAAUGGGUGGACACUGGCACAUCAUGCAGCGAAGCUCGGCCAUGUUGCCGUGAUACAGUGGUUAGCUGAGAAUGGCUUCAGCAUGAGUGGAAAGAACAAGAUGUCUUGGGGCCCUUUGCACACCGCAGCGAAAGCUGGACACCAGGGAGUAAUCGAAGCACUUCUGCGAACUCGAUCAAUGGUGGAACCAGACAAGGCAGAACGCCUGCUCAAAUUGCCGCGGCCCACGGACACAUCUCUGCUGCGAGUGGCCACUGCUUUCGCCCUAGUCCUGGCCGUCAUGAUUUGGAGGUUGUUUGGGCAGUUUAAGUUCCGACAAAAGAAUGACGUGCCAGCCAAACAAAGCCACGACACGGGAGGACCGGAGAUCCAAGCAUUCCUCGCCAGCCUCGCUGGCGAGGCAAAGCGGCCGCAAAGGAGGCGCUGGCAGCCUCUCCGAUCUUCAGGUCAAGGACGCUUGGAUGAUCUGUUGGCAGCGGCCGAGGCCGCAACACCAAAGUCUUGUCUCUCCAAGAUGCCGAUUGAUCCGCAGCCCGUGGCACCCAGGAUCGAGAAAGCAGCGCUUCCGUCAAGUCCGGUUCCACCGCAAAGCACGAAAGCGAAAGCAGGCUUCCUGGAGGCAGAGAUGUCGAGUCCAACGGCGCAGGAAGAACAUGGAGAAGGACGUAUCUCUGAGAAUGUUGCAGAGAUGCAGCGGGCCGUUGCCCUACUAACGAGCCCCGGCGGUGAUCCGAGCCAUGCCAACAGUCCAGAGUUGGAGCCUCACGUUCUUCCUGCACAAGCGAAGGAGGAGCACUGGCCUCGACCCUGGCUUUCUCAUGCAAACCUCACGCUGAGCACAGCCGCUAACGGGGAAGUUUCAUUCUGUGUGACCUCUGCUGUGAAAGAUGUGCGAUGCCCCGUCUUGGACGGCAUUCAGGCUGAUGAGGUUUGCUAUGAGAGGGCCAGCCCGUCGCAGCCAACCCCUGCGCUGAAAGUCGAUCUGCUGCAGCGGCUGGCAGACUGGCAAAGCACCAAGCCAAGAAACGAGGUGGGUCAGAAAGCUGACGCAGCGGCGGCACUCCCAUGUGGCCCAAUCGGCCCUUCAGCAGCCAGGCUGCGCAGGUGCACUGCAUGCGAUUCCUCCUCGCCACAUUCGAGCACGAGGAACUUGGCCUCCUCAGCAGCAAAAGACAAGGACAGCAACGGCGAACAGCAGACGGGUCGCCAGGCAGGAAUCCGACUCACAGCGCGCGCACGGCCGGCAUCUUGCGAGAGGCCUAUCGCGAAAACCGCGAGGACGCCGAGAUCUGCGUCACUGCCGGAGAAAAUGCGAAGGCUGGCAAGAAGCGCACCGGCGAAUCAAGCAUCUCCAGAGCAACGACACCCGCAGCAAAAACAGGCGACGAAGCCACCCAGCUGCCCCGGCUGUCGGCCGACUGCUGCCUCUGGAUACAUGCGACCACCGCUCUCCAGCAGACCCGAGUUGCCGGCUCGGCAACUCCAUGUACAUAGGCGCCAUGCCAAAGCAUCCGAGGAGUGCAGCACCCAUGCUGCGUCGUCAUGCAGCAGUUCGGAGCCAGUGGAGAAAUUAGUACAACCAGGAAAAGUGCUUAAGCUAGCCGGUGCGAUGGCAGAGACGUCGCAGACAAAUGAAACCACGGAUGGCCCCGCUUUGGAUGGCUAUAUGCAACAGCACCAGAUCCAGCCAUUCGUGCAGGAGAUGCUGACAGAGCUCUUUGCCGCCCUGCCAGAAGAUCCGUACGAAUACAUGACAUACCACCUGGCAUCUCGUCGCCCUGUUCGACCGCCCCAGGACCAGAAGCUUAUCAGCAGCGGGGUCUUGUGGGCAUUGCUGCCUGGAGGUGACCCCAUGUCUCUAGAGCAGUGGCGGCUGCGGAGCUGCUGGUUGACGGAGAAAGGCAUCUUGUGCGUCAGCAACUCCGCCGCGGAUGUCGUGCGUGAUGACGCUGGUGGUGUCGUGGUCUCACCGCCUGAAGAUCCCGCACCUCAGGAGUAUCCCCUCGAGAAAGGGGCCACCCACAGGGAGCUGGAUGAAGCGGAGGCAGCUCGACCCUUCGCCUUCCAGGUGGCGGUGAAGCCCGGACCCUUGGCCCACAGAGCCGACAAGGAGCAAGAUGGCGGUCGCUGGGUGUUGCAACUGGCAGCCAGCUCUGAGGAUCAGCGCAACGAGUGGUUCAGCUUGUUUGCACCCUUUUCACAAGCAGCAGUGCUGAAACUUGCCUGCACUGGCCUGCCGUCGUUUGAUGUGGUAGUCAAGGGUCUGCGACAAGUGCUUUUCCCGGCCGUGAUCCGAUUGUCUUCUGCCGACUGCAGUCGGGUAACCUCUGCCUCGUCAUCGCCAAGACGAUGCAUCAGCGUGGAGGUGCGAGCAAAAGACUGUGUUUGGGCGUAUCGUGGGGUGCGACGACAAGUUGAAGCUCCACACUUGUAUUUCGGGCAUGUGCCCCGAUCUACGUUCGAGUCCCACGGAUGCAGCAGAAGCACCAGAAGCUUUGGCGACUGA